AUGGCUGAAGAGACUAAACCAGUUGAAACUAAACCAGCUGAAAAUGCUGAACCAGUUAUCCUAGGUGAAGAUGGACAACCACUUUCAAAGAAAGCCUUGAAGAAGCUUCAAAAGGAACAAGAGAAGCAAAAGAAGAAAGAUGAAAGAGCUCAACAAUUGCAACAAGAAAAAGAAGAAAGAGAACGUAAGGCAGCUUCUGAAGAUACUGCCAGUGAACAUUACGGUAAAUUGCCAUUGAUUCAAUCUCAAAGUAGAACCGGUGAACCUCGUAUCAAAUUUGACGAAUUGGACGAAUCGAAGGAUGAUGGACGUCAUGUUUUAUUCAGAGCCCGUGUUCACAACACUCGUCAACAAGGUGCUACUCUAGCAUUUUUAACAUUGAGACAACAAAGUGAAUUGAUUCAAGCAUUAGUUAAGGCAAAUCCAGAUGGAUCCGUCUCUAAGAACAUGGUCAAAUGGGCCGGUUCAUUGAAUCUGGAAUCUAUCGUCCUUGUUCGCGGUGUCGUUCAUAAAGUUGCUGAGCCAAUUAAAUCUGCUACUGUUUCACAUUUAGAAGUCCAUGUUACUGAUCUUCACAUCAUCUCCGAGACUCCAUCCGAAUUGCCAAUUCUUUUGGAAGAUGCUUCUCGUUCUGAAGCUGAAGCUGAAGCUGCCGGUUUACCAGUGGUUAACUUGGAUACUCGUUUGGACAAUCGUGUUAUCGAUUUGAGAACUUUAACUAACCAAGCUAUCUUCCGUAUCCAAGCCGGUGUCUGUGCACUUUUCCGUGAAUUUUUGUCCAACCGUAAAUUCACUGAAAUUCAUACACCAAAGUUGUUAGGUGCAGCCAGUGAAGGUGGUGCUAGUGUCUUUGAAGUUGGUUAUUUCAAAAGUAAAGCAUACCUGGCUCAAUCUCCACAAUUCCACAAGCAACAAUUGAUCAUUGCUGAUUUUGAACGUGUUUUUGAAAUUGGACCAGUUUUCCGUGCUGAAAACUCCAACACUCACCGUCAUAUGACUGAAUUUACUGGUCUUGAUUUGGAAAUGGCAUUUGAAGAGCACUAUCAUGAAGUUGUUGAUCUAUUGAGUGACCUAUUUGUUUUCAUCUUUACUGAGUUGACUAAACGCUACACUAAGGAAAUUGAAUUGGUCCGUAAACAAUAUCCAGUAGAGGAAUUCCGUUUACCAAAGGAUGGUAAGAUGGUUCGUCUAGCUUACAAAGAGGCUGUUGCGCUAUUGAGAGCUGACGGUAAAGAAAUUGGUGAUUUCGAAGAUUUAUCCACUGAAAAUGAAAGACACUUGGGUAAAAUCGUUAGAGAGAAAUACGACACCGAUUUCUACAUCUUGGAUAAAUUCCCACUAGAGGUCCGUCCAUUUUACGCCAUGCCAGAUCCAGAAGAUCCACGUUAUUCCAAUUCUUACGAUUUCUUCGUUCGUGGUGAAGAAAUUUUGUCAGGUGCUCAACGUAUACAUGACUACGAUUUGUUGUUAGAAAGAAUGAAGGCACACGGAUUAUCAUCUGAAGAAGUAGGUCUAAAGGAUUACUGUGAUGCUUUCAAAUCUGGAUGUGCACCACAUGCUGGUGGUGGUAUUGGUUUAGAACGUGUUGUGAUGUUCUUCUUAGAUCUAAAGAACAUCAGAAGAGCAAGUUUGUUCCCAAGAGAUCCAAAGAGAACCCGUCCAUAA
Messenger RNA from Zygosaccharomyces rouxii, 1665 nucleotides. It is a transcript of the gene DPS1, whose product is annotated as aspartate--tRNA ligase DPS1. The transcript has a single exon. NCBI's taxonomy places the organism in Eukaryota, Fungi, Ascomycota, Saccharomycetes, Saccharomycetales, Saccharomycetaceae. The record is from RefSeq and is a predicted model, not a curated record. Gene Ontology annotation, molecular function: RNA binding; ATP binding; aspartate-tRNA ligase activity. Gene Ontology annotation, cellular component: cytosol; aminoacyl-tRNA synthetase multienzyme complex; cytoplasm. Bases 1 to 1665 code for a protein of 554 amino acids. Gene Ontology annotation, biological process: aspartyl-tRNA aminoacylation.